Molecule: messenger RNA, 3746 nt
Organism: Bicyclus anynana (squinting bush brown)
Lineage: Eukaryota; Metazoa; Arthropoda; Insecta; Lepidoptera; Nymphalidae
Product: 23 kDa integral membrane protein-like
Exons: 5
Coding region: 1169-1810 (213 amino acids)
Cellular component (GO): membrane
Source: RefSeq, a predicted model, not a curated record
AGUAGUACGAAAACAAAGUUACACGGUUCAAUGACCAGCUUAAACUUUAGUCCGUAAUCAAAUAACAUCGCUAACGACCAUAACAUUUAAUUAUUCUGGUUCUCUGAAUUAAUAAGCGUAAUUUGUUAAGAUUUAUGUAAAUACCUAGCGAGCGGUGUGUAUAUAUAUAUGUAAAUAUUGGAAUUUCUGUGGGUUUGUGGAGACAUGUCUGUUAUACCGUUACUCAUGUAGAGUUAACAGAUACCUACCCACAUGCUAGAUUGGUUAGAUACGUCUUAGUUGAUUUGUUAGUCGCAAUAAAAUAUAACCGUAAUUUUUUGUUUUAUUCAAUUCAGUGCAAGUCUCCACUAAAAUUUAUGAACUCUACAUCCUAAUCCUUUCCGCCUAGGAUAGGAUUAGGCAGUUAAUACUUAAACUAGGCUAUUAAAUUAAGCCUAAUUUGAGUUGGGUUAUUGAGUAACAAAGAUACAAACACGCAAACGUUUGUAUAAACCAAAUCAAAUAAAAAAAAAAUCAAAAUCAAAUAAAAGGUAAAUCCAGUUAGCUAUACCUAAAACUAGCAGUCGACUCACUGUUUCCGUUUCAUUCGGAAUACAGCAAAAAGAAUAUUGCUUACUUACUCGCUAAUAAUGUAGAUCUACAUUAGUGAAAAAAUUUAAAUUACUUAGUAAUUUAAGCGUGAAAGUGUAACAAACAAACGGACAUUCGCAUUUAAAAUAUUAGUUAAGAUUAUCACAGAACAGACAACGCUAAAAGCUAACGCUAGAGGAUUAUUGUAUGUAUGCUCAUUUGUUGCAUCUUCGUGCGCGUUGAACUCUUUUACAAGCAAGUGUUAUUUUAAAACCGCUAACUUUGCGGUUAAGGCUUUUGCAGGCUUUCUAAAAUAAACACAUUUGAGAUUUUUUAUGCGUAUACAAGUGUUUUCUUAGUAUCUUAAAUAUUAUAAUUUUUUUUUUUGGUACGAGUGUCUACUUAAAAUAAGUGGGCCCAUAAUAAUCGUCGGUUCAACAAGGUUGGUAGGUAUGCCGUUUUCAAAAUCAGCAGCUUGACUGAGUCUGACUCAGGGGGAAUGGACUCUGUUUGAGGGUGAAUAAACACGCCAGUGAUCCGGUGGCAUUUUAAGACGACUGGUUCUUAUGAAAUCGGUAAAUUCGAUUAAAGCCUCAAUAUGAAUGCAGUUUACCAGGGCCCUAAGCUCGCCGGGCUGACGCUCAUCGGCGUGGGCUCAGCGGUGCUGGUGCUGGCGUCGGACGUGCUGGAGAUCGUGCCCAACGCACUCAACGCGAUCCCCAUCACCGUCAUCGUGCUCGGCUGCGUCAUCUUCGUCAUCUCGUUCUUCGGAUGCUGUGGCGCCAUCAGGGAGAACAGAUGCUUCCUCGCAACCUAUUCAAUCAUUAUGUUGCUGCUGGCGGCAGGCAAGAUAUACUUGGCGGUGGUGAUCUUCAAGGCGAUGGACACCAUUCACAUGAAAGUGGUGGAGUGGCUCACCAAGGCUUUCAUCAACGAGAACAUGAGGCAGCCCUUCCAUGCAGUGGAGAUCGCCUUCCGUUGCUGUGGGACAGUGGGGUGGCAGUCGUACACCGGCUUGCUGCCCGCCCUGCCGCCCUCGUGCUGCAGCGCGGACGCCGCGGUGUGUGACCAGAGCAACGCCUUCGGCGGCUGCAACGGCGUGGUGGGCGACUUCUUCGCCACCUACGGCGAAGCGACGGCCAGCGUCAUUGUAGUCAUUGUUGCUGUAGAGUUGGUCGCGAUGCUCUUCGGCUUUUGCCUUUGCAAUAACAUCACGAACCGGAAAAGAGAGACGGUGUAACUGUAUACCCAAAAACUGUACGAGUAUUUUAGUGUUUUAGGGUUCUGUAGUUCUUUAUGAAUGAUUGUGUAAACCCUUAUAAUUGCGAGUAGGUGUAAAGCAUUGAAAUAGAAAUAUUUCUUGUUCUGUGCUGUAGUGUAUCUCAUCCGUCCCUUUGUAUAAUACAUCACAAGCAUUUUAUUCAAAUGUGGUGUGGAUUUGAAUAUUUUUAGCACUAAAAAUCCUAGCUUAACUCUGCAGGCAGCAUUAGGUAUUGUUAUCGCGGCAUUGCAACGACUUGCGGUACGGAUGACUUCAGUGUGCUCGUGGCGUUCGAGCCGUCCACCAUCUCUUGUUGUGUAAUUUUUUAUGGGUUACUUGGGAUAGGCGGGGAGAGUGAUUUGAGUGGAAAAGGGGAGUGUUUGUUGACAGUCAAAAGAUCCUUUAACCCUACACACAAUGUUCACAAGUGCGUGACUUCACUCAAGGUCAUUCUCUGCCAUUCUAGGGUCUUAUUUUUUACAGUUUGAUUUGUUAAUUAAGUUGUCCUGACAAAUGUUGUGAAUCAUAACCUUUGUUCGACAUUAGUUUUCUUAUUUUUCUAAUCACCUCUAAGUCUGCUAAAAGUAUGUAUUAUAGAAUCUAGAUCAUUGACACGUUCACAACUGUAUUGAAGUAUGAUUCGCAAGAUGUCAUAUCGCACUGAAAAUGGUCGUGUAAACUUUUUUUUUUUAAAGCGUCCAGUUAUCCCUUGACCGACUCAACUGAUGUUAAGUGAGGAUGCAGACUGAGAUGGUAGUGGGCUAAUUUAUUCUACCUGUGGCGGUUUUUGUACUCGCCAUCGUACCGGAACGCUAAAUCGAUUAGCCGUCUUUGACAGUUAAGCCACAGUCGACGCCUGCCAGCAAUACCAGACGUGAGCCAGUUAAGUAAGACUAUAAAUCAUAAAUUUAAAAGACUAAAAAUCAUUGGAAUCUGACAAAAUCGUGGAAUAAGUCUAGUUUGCAAUGCACCUGAGUUUAGUAACAGGGUCUUGGAUUUGACUUAAAAUUUUGUAAUUUAUAGAAAAUUGGUUGAAAUUUUCGAAAGUUUUAAUUAAAGGUAAACCUAGUUUUAAUUACUAUCUACUUAGAAGAAUUUAUUUAUGUAAUAUGUUGAAUUAUUUCACUCAGUAUUAAAUACAAUGUAUUCAUAUUUCCUAGGAAAAGUUCUAGGUGUACUAAAAUAUGUUAUUUUGUAGAUUUUUGGCUUUUGAAUAAAAAUCACAACACCUACUUGUAUGUAGUAAGUUGAGAUUUUUAUUCAUUCUAGUUAGAUCAUUCUAUCUGUUCUAAAAGUAUAGAUAAAUAUUUUGGAUGAAUAUAAUAUAUAUUCUGUGGGUAGGCUGAUCGGAUAACUUCUAGAUUUAAUUAGGCAAGUACUGUCCGUUAUACGACUUAUAGAUAAUUUUUAAUUCUAGUUAUUAAAUGUUCACUGAUUCAUCCAUUUAAAAAAGAAUAGGUAUAAAAUAUAAUCUAUCUAAUAAAUAAUAUUAUGAUUACAAUAAUAGAUAAUAUGUAUGUUAUGUGCCAUUAUAAGAUGUUAUUUUAUUAUAAUAAUUAUGAGUCAUAUACCUAUAAUAUAAUCGCACCCAAUUCUCGAAAACUUUUUGUCAUUUUAGAUAAUUUACAUUAGAUUAUCUGCGUUUAAUGCACAAAAUAUGUUGUUAUCACUAACUACGUAAAAUAUAGAUUAUACUUUUGUAAAUAUACUUAUCGUAUCGCUUGCUCAUUUAUUUGUUAGAAAUUAAUAGGGAAAAACCCAUAGUAAAAUACAUUAAAAAAUAUAUUAUGUCACCUACCCGUGAUGUAUAGUACGCAUGUAGUAAUAAAAUUAACAAUGUAAAUCGAGUAAGUAGGAUAUUUAUUUGAUACUAUGCGUUACGAAAAUUUUCAGGAAUAUGCAUUGAUUUAACGAU